This is a messenger RNA of Astyanax mexicanus (Mexican tetra), 2118 nucleotides long. RefSeq names its product monoacylglycerol O-acyltransferase 3b (gene mogat3b). The transcript has 8 exons. The record is from RefSeq and is a predicted model, not a curated record. Gene Ontology annotation, molecular function: diacylglycerol O-acyltransferase activity. NCBI's taxonomy places the organism in Eukaryota, Metazoa, Chordata, Actinopteri, Characiformes, Acestrorhamphidae. Bases 113 to 1141 code for a protein of 342 amino acids. Gene Ontology annotation, biological process: triglyceride biosynthetic process. Gene Ontology annotation, cellular component: endoplasmic reticulum membrane.
UUCAGGUCGCCCGCCUGAGAAACGCUGUUAUCUCGGACUCAACCGAUCAAAGGGCAAGUCCACGUGCGCGCGCGCCACCGGCAGAGUGACAACUCGACCACUCACAGACAGAAUGAGCAGCUCGAGCGAGGACCUGAACGGCACAGUUGCUGUGAUGAAGGGGGGAGGAGAGAAAACCCAGUGGAAGCUGUUUAUUGAGGAUGUCAGUGUUUUCCAGCUGGUGUUGACGUUCCUCUUUAUGGGAGUGGCGGGUCUGCUGUUGAUUGUAUAUCUGAUGUUCACUACACUGUGGCCCAUCUCUGUCCUCUACUUUACCUGGCAGAUCUAUGACUGGCACAAACCAGAAAGAGGUGGCAGAAGAUCAGCAUUUGUAAGGAGCUGGAAAAUGUGGACACACUUUAAGGAGUACUUCCCAGUAAAGCUGGUGAAGACAGCAGAGCUCAGUCCUAGUAGGAAUUAUAUACUUGGAUGCCACCCACAUGGAAUUAUGAGCAUGGGGGCGUUCUCCUGCUUCAGCACAGAGGCUGGUGGUUUUUCUGAGGCUUACCCAGGAGUGCAGUCCACACUGGCCAUACUGGCCGGACUCUUUCGCCUUCCGAUCUUUAGAGACUACAUCUUGCUUGCAGGCAUGCUUCCGGUCAGUAAGGAAAGUCUAGAGUACAAGCUAAGCCGCGCUGGUAUGGGCAAUGCUCUGGUGAUUAUCAUUGGAGGAGCAGAGGAGUCACUUGCUUGUUCUCCUGGAGCGAACACUGUGGUGAUGAAACACAGGAAAGGCUUUGUCCGGCUGGCCUUGGAGAAUGGGGCUGACCUGGUUCCGGUAUAUUCUUUCGGAGAGAACGAGCUGUUCCCUCAGGUAUUGUUGUCUGAGGGCAGUGUGGGCCGAAAACUGCAAGCUCUCUUCAAGCAAGUCAUGGGUUUCGCCCCGUGCAUUUUCACUGGGGUUCGCUGGCUGCUGCUGCCCAACAAGAGACCGGUCACUACCGUGGUGGGCAGCCCCAUAUCUGUGCCUUAUAUCUGCCAUCCAUCUGAAGAGCAGGUGGACCACUAUCACUCACUGUACAUGGAGGCCCUAUCCAAACUGUUCCAUACUCACAAAACCAGCUGUGGACUGGCUGAAACACAUCAACUACACAUCAUUUAGACACUACACACACACACACACACACACACAAACCUAUAUACAGUGCCAUGAAAAAGACUUUGUUCAAACACUCAAUGACAUUCCAUUUUAAAUUUAAAUCAAACUAUUCAUAAAAGGGAUCCUGAAAGAGUGAAAAACACAAUAUGAUGCAUUUUAUGUGUUUACUAAGAAAAGGUCAUUUGUCCAUGAGCUAAAAAUGCAGCUCAGUUGGGUCAUGCAACAAGACAAUGAUCCAAAGCACAAAUCUACCUCAAACAAUUAAAAGGAAAAUCUAAUCUAAACAUUUGGUAGGGGUUAGUCCAAGUCAGACCUAAACCCUUUUAAAAUGCUGUGUCCGUACCUGAAACAUUACAGCCUACCAAUGAUACUUAGCUGAAGCAGAUCUGGAAUUAAUAGUAGUCCACAGUUGCCACACCGUACUGUGAAAUAUAAAUUAGCUACAACAGAAAGCUUUUGGCUGCAGUUGAUUCUUCUAAUUGAAAUGAAUGGACAAACAAAUUUUCACUUCAGCAUUUAGGUUCUGAAUGUCUCUACUUAAUAAGUAAUAAUAAAAAAUAGUUUAUCGUGUUUUCGCUCCCUCAGGGUCCCUUUUAUACACCAUUAGCUGUGGUGCCUUUCCAGAUGUGAAGCACUUUUGUAAAGUUUUUAUGGCUUUAACACAUCAAUAACAAUUUAUGAUGAUAUGUGUCUAUAUGUCACAGUUUUCAUUAUUUAUAAUCACAAGAUAGGAGGUGCUAAAUGAGAUCAAUUAUUUAUUUACCAACCAGAUCAUUAUUGGUUGUGAAUCACAAUGCUUUUAACUAACCAUAAUGGAAAAGUUGAAAUACUUUUUUGGUUUGCAGAAUUUUGGUUAGAUUUUAGUUAUGCAGAAAUGUCAAUAUACAAAUGUAAUAUUUUAGCAUUCAAUUGUGAUUAUUUAUUAUUUUUAAUUGUAUAAAUUUGUGUAAUUGUGAUAUUUAGGAUGAAAUUUAUAUUUA